AUGGAUUCGGGUGAAAGCGAUGUUGAACCAGUUCGAUUUCUGUUCGUUGAUAUGAUCUGUUAUUAUAAGCGAAAUCCAAUUACAGCAUUACACUUAUCAGUUGUUCCCGAUGUUAAUGCAUUUCUAUUAUUUUCACCAAAUCAAGGAACAAAUCAAUCUGAAUCUCUUAUAUAUUUACAGAAUGGUUGUCCGUCGAGUAAAGCGCAGUCGAUUAUUGGUAUUGAAUCAGGUCGGCGAUUUUCUUUGCCACUACGAAGCAUAGAAGAUUUCGAAUGUUUCUUUACCUUCAAAAUUGCUUUAACAUCAAUUUCAUUGGAUCGUCCAUAUGUUGAUAUUAUCGUUGUUGCUGAGUUGAAUUUCCUUUCAAGUCUUCGACAGUCGUUUUGCAUAUCAGUAAAACUGAAUUAUGCAAAACUUUCAACAGCACCUACCUCUUGUAUCAUUUCACCUUUCGAUCAUUUAAAACAUUCAUGUAUUAUUCGAAUUCAAGUUCCGUUUUCUUGGUUUCCACUACAAGAUUCUCAAAAACGGAUCAUAACAUUAUGGCGAUCAGUUGGCACAGAUUGUGUCGAAUUCGUUGCCUCAUCUUUUCGGUCAAAUAUUGUUUUACUUCCGCCACCGAAAAAUCUGCAAAGUUUUAAUCUUGAUAAAAAUCAAAAUUCGCAUCUGACAAUCGAAGCUCGUUCCAAUGCUUCAUUUGCACCAAAUUCACUUUCAACGAUAUUGGUGCGCUUUAAAUAUGAUUAUAAAGACAUAAAACUUACGGCAAUACAGAUCAGAUUAUGGCUUGAAUAUCGUUUGGAAAUCAUAUCGGUUUCUACCGCUAAUUCUUCUGUCUGGAAGAUUCUUGUCGAAUCUUUACCACUUCCUGAUUAUCAAAUCACUUUUACUUGCCAAUACAUUGGAACUAAUUAUCUUCAUGAAUACGAUGGUUAUAUAUUAAUGAUACUACUAAGAUUGCGAGGUACCACAGAAGUGAGCGAUUUACUUACAAACGAGUAUAACAGUAAUCAACUCUGGGCACAUUGGCUUGUAAAUUAUUCAUUCAGUGAUAACAAGACAGUCGAGAAUCAUGCGGCAUCAAAACGCUUGUCUAUCAAUUUUCAAAUACUUCCGGAUGCUCCAUAUAUAGUAAUUCCAAUACUCAGGGACACUAAUGUAAUUAAUACAGCAAUAUUAUCGGGGCGACAAACCGGUAUGUCGAUGAAAAUAUUGGCUAUUUCGGACGGUGGAUAUCUUUCAGAUGUUACGACUAAAUCACAUUGUAUAAGCUCAGAAACACGAGUUCUAAAAACAUCGCCAACUUGCAGUUCGGUCUAUGUUGACGGAUCAGAAAUGAGAGGCAUGAGAAAGGCUAAAAUACAUGUGCAUUAUGAGAUUUGGUCGGCGAGUAUUGAGUUAUCAGUAUGGUAUCCAAAAUUUCCAAUGACUGUAUGGAUAUCCGACUCUGUACUUAAUGCUGUAAAAGAAGAACUAUUCCAUGGUGUCGAUUUAAAAUAUUUAUUUAAGAUCCGAAUACUGACCGAUUUUCAUAUCGACGAUGAAGAAACCGGUGAACGAAUUCAUUUAACCGGCGAUCGUGAUACUUUAUUCGAUGUUACUGUUUUAGCGAUGAAUAAAGUGCAUAGUUCAAAUAUUGCAGUUGUGGCGCUUCAAAAAUCUGAGCAUCGAAUACAUGCAAUUGCACAAGGAAUCGGUUCAGCUAGGUCCAUAAUUUGCAAUUUAAUAUUCAUAAGAUCAAAUAUACCGGAUGUUGAAUAUGGUAGUUCGUCGAUCUUGGUGACCGAGGAGGAAGUACGAGUAAAAAGUCUCGCAGUUGAAUCCAUUGUUGACAUUGACUUUUUAAUAUCUCAAGUUCCAAAUAAAUUGAAUACUUUUCUAGUAUAUCCGUCUCUUCAAAAAGUUUUAACUCAAAAAUAUCAGCAUGCAAUUCUCGUUUGUCGAAUACAUUAUUCGGAUGAACAUUGGAUAGAACUAUCCGAAUUAGAUCCAGAACAUUAUUUUCUGGAUGCAUGGUCCUCAAAUGAUCAAGCACUAGGAAUCAGCCGACAAUCAUAUAGUGAAAUCAAUUUGAUUGCUUUACAAAACGUUGACCAAGUGAGUGUCAUAGUGCAAUUAAAAAGUCCAGCACAUUGUGCUGAUCCAGAUGCUAUGCCAAUUGCUUCUCAAGAUGUGCUUAUCGAGAUGCGAUUUGAUCAUACUAAACAAAAAGCAAUCCAAUCCGAUCCGCAAAGUUCCAGUACCAGCAAUUCAUUUAUAGCACAAAAAGUAAGUCAGUGGAGGAGCGGAUUACUGAUUUCGAUAAUGUGUAUUUCGGGUGCAAUAAUAGUAUUAUUGUAUAUUUUGAUUGUGCGAGGCAAAAAACCAUUAAAUGAGGGUUAUGAAAAAUUGGUACUACCAAUUUUAACACGACUUAGCUCAUCUGGCUCAUGCGGAAAAGAUGAAGAUUCUCAAGAAUGGGUUUGGCUAUCAAAGGCACAGAUUGAUGAAUUAAUAUUCAGAUGUUCAAAAAAGUCAAGUAUUCAUGCGAUUGAAAAUUCGACGGAUUCGAUAGGAACUCACAAAAGUAUUUCCUAUCGUGGUUCAGAAAUUAGUAUUUUUAUAUCGCCUCAGGCAACUAUUUCUAUCAAUAGUGAUAGCUUAGGAAGACAUACGAAGAGUUGGCAUAAUCCAAAAAUAAGAAUGACAAGAAAUCCAUUAGCUGAUAGUUCAUCUGAAUACAAUCUUUCGAGGUAUAUUAAUGGUAAGCAAUAA
Molecule: messenger RNA, 2754 nt
Organism: Dracunculus medinensis (Guinea worm)
Lineage: Eukaryota; Metazoa; Nematoda; Chromadorea; Rhabditida; Dracunculidae
Source: the annotation of a GenBank genome assembly